This is a messenger RNA of Dictyostelium discoideum AX4, 513 nucleotides long. RefSeq lists its product as hypothetical. Bases 1 to 513 code for a protein of 170 amino acids. The record is from RefSeq and is a predicted model, not a curated record. Lineage: Eukaryota; Evosea; Eumycetozoa; Dictyosteliales; Dictyosteliaceae. The transcript is spliced from 2 exons.
AUGAAAUAUUUAUUAUGUUUGGAUGGGUCAAAAAAAGCAAGACAAGCUGUUGAAAGUACUUUAAAAUUUGUAAAUAAAGGUGAUGAACUAUAUUUUGUUUCUGUUUACCCACCACAUCCAAAUCCAAAUGAAAAUAAUGAACCGAUUGAUAGUUCUACGAUUGCAAAGAUGGUAAUUGAAAUGUUUUCUGGUGUACCCGAUUUAGUUGACCCAGAUGAAGAGAAAUUAGCAAAGAAUGAACAAAUUAUAAAUUCAAAUCAUAAAAAAGUGAAUGCAUUAGAAGAAUUUCACUAUUUUAACAAUAAGAAUUUAUCAAAUGAUAAAUGUAAAAUUCAUUAUCUAUUGGUUGCUUCAAAUGAUAUCUCUGGCUCAAUAACAGAUGUUGCAAAUAAAUAUGGAAUAAAUUGUGUUGUAUUAGGUUCAACUGGUACAAGUUUAGAAAAAUUAUUAAUUGGUUCCGUUAGUUCAAAAGUUCUCCGUACCUCACAUUGUUCAGUUUUAAUAUCACCCUAA